Drosophila elegans is the source of this 4841-nucleotide messenger RNA. It is a transcript of the gene rb, whose product is annotated as AP-3 complex subunit beta-2. Gene Ontology annotation, biological process: intracellular protein transport; vesicle-mediated transport. Lineage: Eukaryota; Metazoa; Arthropoda; Insecta; Diptera; Drosophilidae. Gene Ontology annotation, cellular component: membrane coat; AP-3 adaptor complex. The transcript has 4 exons. The coding region runs from base 304 to 3804 and encodes 1166 amino acids. The record is from RefSeq and is a predicted model, not a curated record.
UCGAUAGUGGCUCACCACUAAUUCUGAAAGCUAAAAAUGCAAAGUUCGACCAAAUUUUCGGCAAACCUGUAGUGCUCCUCCGGUAAAGUUCAUCCGCUGCGUGGCAGGACGAACAGGAUCACCUGAUCCUCUCGAGGAUUAGAUAUAGCAUAUAUACAGAGGAGGGUUCCAUAGCGAAGGUUUCACAGUUGAAGCGUCAAUCAAAACUGCCAACUCCCACACACAAACAAAAAAGAAAAAAAACGCGAAAAAGGUCAAGUUGUCAAUUGGUAAUCCGGAUUCCAAGAGGGAUUGCUGUGGAAAAUGCAACAGAACACGGCCAGCAAUCCGUUUGCCAUGUCCACGUACGUGGAGCGACCCCAAAUGGGAUUGGAUGUGGAAUUCGGAGCGGAUCCUGCGAGUGGAGCUGCGUUUUUCCAGUCCGACGGUCGAAAACACGAUGAUCUCAAGCAGAUGUUGGACAGCAACAAGGACGGGCUCAAGCUGGAGGCCAUGAAGAGGAUCAUCGGGAUGAUUGCCCGCGGUCGGGAUGCCAGUGACCUGUUUCCCGCUGUGGUCAAGAAUGUGGUGUCCAAGAAUAUCGAGGUGAAGAAACUGGUCUAUGUCUACCUGGUGCGCUAUGCCGAGGAGCAGCAGGACCUGGCCCUGCUCUCCAUAUCCACGUUCCAGCGGGCCCUCAAGGAUCCCAAUCAACUGAUCCGGGCAUCGGCCCUGCGGGUUCUCUCCUCCAUAAGGGUCAGCAUGAUCGUACCCAUUGUGAUGCUGGCCAUAAGGGACAGUGCCGCCGACUUGAGUCCGUAUGUGAGGAAGACGGCGGCCCAUGCCAUCCCCAAGCUGUAUUCGUUGGAUGCCGACCAGAAGGACGAACUGGUCAUGGUCAUAGAGAAGCUCCUCUCCGAUCGCACUACUUUGGUGGUGGGCUCGGCAGUGAUGGCCUUCGACGAGGUCUGCCCGGAACGCGUGGAUUUGAUCCACAAGAACUAUCGAAAGCUGUGCAAUCUUCUGGUGGACGUGGAUGAGUGGGGUCAGGUGAUCAUCAUCAAUAUGCUGACCCGCUAUGCACGCACCCAGUUCGUGGAUCCCAAUGCCGAUGACGAUGAUCUGGCCGAUGGUCUGGCCGAAACGCCCGUAAACGAACGUUUCUACGACGAAUCCUCGCACUCCUCUUCCCACAGCGAAGACGCAAAUAGUAGCGCUGAUGAUGAGGAUGACAAGACCAAGGCCCGAACCAAUAAUAACAACAACAAUAAUAAUAAUGGCAGCAGGACGCCCAGUUCGCCAAGCAACAGCUACCACAUCGAUGUGGACCAUCGCCUGUUGUUGAGGCAAACGAAACCACUGCUCCAGUCGCGAAACGCAUCCGUUGUGAUGGCGGUGGCGCAGCUGUACCAUCAUGUGGCGCCCAAGAACGAGGUGCAACUGAUAGCCAAGGCGCUGAUACGACUGCUGCGCUCGCACAAGGAAGUCCAGAGUGUGGUGCUCAACUGCAUUGCCUCCAUGGCCACCAAGCGAAAGGGCAUCUUUGAGCCGCACCUCAAGUCGUUCUUUGUGCGCACCAGUGAUCCCACUCAUCUUAAGCUCCUCAAGCUGGACAUUCUCACCAAUUUGGCCUCGGCCGGUAGUAUUUCGCUCAUCCUACGCGAAUUCCAAACCUACAUCUCCAGCAGCGAUCGUUCGUUUGUGGCGGCCACCAUACAGGCAAUUGGACGAUGUGCGUCCAGCAUCAAGGAGGUCACCGAGACCUGUUUGAGUGGCCUGGUCCAUCUGCUGUCCAAUCAUGAUGAGCACGUGGUGGCCGAGAGCGUGGUGGUGAUUAAGCGACUACUGCAGACAAAGGCAGCCGAGCACUUCGAGAUCAUCACCCAGAUGGCCAAACUGAUUGACUACAUCAAUGUGCCGGCAGCACGGGCGGCCAUCAUCUGGUUGAUUGGCGAGUACAAUGAGAAGGUGCCACUGAUUGCACCCGAUGUGCUGCGCAAAAUGGCCAAGUCGUUUGUGGACGAGCAGGAUGUGGUCAAGCUGCAGGUGCUGAAUCUGGGCGUUAAGCUCUACCUAACCAAUCCGGAGCAAACGUCGCUGCUCUGCCAGUACGUGUUCACGCUGGCCCGCUACGAUCCCAACUACGAUGUGCGCGAUCGUGCCCGUUUCCUGCGCCAGAUCAUCUUCCCGGCCAGCGGUUCGAGCUCGGUGCUCAGCCAGCAUGCCCGCCAAGUGUUCCUGGCCAGCAAGCCGGCCCCGUUGCCCGAGAGCAAGUACCGCGAUGGAAACACCUACCAGCUGGGCUCGCUGUCCCAUUACUUAAACAUGCCGGCGGCUGGCUACAAGGAACUGCCCGACUUUCCGGUCAUUCCGCCGGACUCGUCGGUGCGCAACAUAGCUGGUUUCAUGCAGGACAAGCUGCCCGGCGAGGAUUCCCCCUCGGGGCGAACUACGAAGGCGGCUGCCGGUGGCAGUGGCGGUGGCAAGCAGAAGGGUUCAAGGGCGGCUGGCGAAAAGGGUUUCCUCUCCGAAUCGGAGGACAAGUCGUCGGCGUACUCGGAGUCGGGCAGCAGCAGCAGUGGCAGCAGCAGCAGCAGUGGCAGCAGCACCAGCGACAGUGACUCCGAUGGCAGCGGCAGCAGCGGCGAGGAGGAGGAGCAUCGAAAGGAGCUGCCCGCAAAGGUUUCCUCCACAAAGCAGGAGCAGCUCAUCGAUCAAAUGCCCACAUUGCCGGCGAAAGCCAUCACGAACAAUAACAACAAUGCGGCUGCUUUCUCGGGCACCUCGGACAGCGAGGAUUCCUCGGCGUACAGUGGCAGUGGCAGUGGCACCGACGACAGCGACUCCAAUAGCGACUCCAAGGAGCAGCAGCCAAAAAUGGAGAAGGUAAAGGCAAAAGAGGAGAAGCAGAAGCAGCAGCCGAAGCAGCCAGAGCAAACGCCCUCGAAGAGCAAUCUGGAACUGCUGCUCGAUCUGGAUGACAUUCCGCCCAUUGGUCCGGUGAUGACGCCCUCGCUGGGAGGAUUCCUAACGCCUGGCACUCCACUGAUGGCCGGCCAGGCGGCACCAUUGCAGCCGCAGCAUGCCCGGAACAGGGUGGAACUGGUGGGUCCCUCGCACAUCGAGUUCAAGCACAAGGAGCUGCUCAACAAGGUCAGUGGCCAUGGGCUGCAGUUGGCCUACCGCUUCACCCGCUCGCCGCAUCUCUACUCCUCGAGCAUGUGCUCCAUUGAGCUGCAGUUUCAGAAUCGUGGCGAGCAUGAGAUCACGGCGAUUCGUCUGGGAGCCACGACAUUGCCAGCCGGCAUGCAGUUGAAUGAGUUUGCGCCCGUCACCGUUCUGCAGCCGCAACAGACGGCCAGCGGAGUGCUGGGCGUGGAUUUCAAUGACUCUACGCAUGCGCUGGACUUGGAGCUAAUCUCCAGUGCGGGCACGUCGCGAUUGCAACUGAAACCGCCGGUGGGUGAGCUGGUGAGAUCCGUCCAGAUCGGCGAGAGCUGUCACCGCGAGGAGCGGUCCAAGUUGAGGGGCAUGAACGAGCACCAGUGCGAGUUGCGCGGCUUGCGAAGGGAUCUGAUCGAUGUCAGUGCUCUGCGGCAAAAGGUUUUCGAGUGCAUCAAUGUGGCGCAUACGCACAGCUCGCCAGGCGGCCAGCUGCACUGCUUUGCCGGCCAAACGCUGAGCUCCAAGAGUCUCGUCCUGCUCACCCUCCACUGGCAAACGGAGGAGUCGCUCGCGCUGCUGGUCAACUGCGAAAAGAUGGUCAUCGGAUCCAUGGUGCUCAACGAACUGCGCAAUGCCCUGCAGCUCAGCUUCGCCAUGUGAGCAACGGAGGACACGAAUGCGAACGAGAUGGCAGAUGAUCAGGGGAAUCCCCCGGGAAUAGGGCUACUCAAAGGGAGAACAAAGCAAAGCCGCCUCACUACGUAAACCUAAGCUUUCCACAUCUGGAAUAUACACUGUAAAGGGCGGGACGAAAGUAAUUCUCUUCAAAAUGUCUGAAGAUUCCACUUUCGCAACAUUUUCCUCGAAAUUUAACUCAAUGUGCAAUGUAACGAUCGAUCGAAAAUGUGAUUCGGAAGUGGAACUAAGAAUGCCAAUCUAUAGAUUAACGAUUGAUGGGAGUUUGCAAAGUGGAAUUCAAACGUAAUUUAUUCAUUUUAAUUGUGUUUGUAAAUUAGAAAGUCAAUGAAAAGUGAUGGAAUCAACAUACUAAAAACUAUAUUUCUACUUUGCAAAUUCCAUGUCUCACAGUGCAUUAUAUUUUACUACAGUUUACUGUUCAAAACGGAGACUAGCUACAUAAAUAUUUUCUUAUACAUUUUUAUUCGCUUACAAUGAGAUAAUUUGCAUUCAAGAGUCACCAUUUAUUUUUGUAAAUGGAUGAACUCAGCUUGAGAUUAUUAUAGUUUCCGGAUUGAACUUUGAAUGCUUCACAAGGAUUACUUAACGCCCCGCUCCUUUAUACAUGAAUCACGAUUCUAUCGCUUUUACUAUUCCUAUAUACAAACUGCAACCACAAAUUCCAGACGCAACGAGUGUGUAAUUGUUUAAACUCGAAUUGUUGCCAAUCAUAAAUGCAAAUCCAAAUCUAAAUCCAAUCCAUCCUAGUUAGCUAGGCGUGUGUGUAAUGUGUGCAUGACUUAUCGAAACGUAUUUGUAAAGUGUUUGAUGUUGUAAAUCUGUUGCGUUCGUGCUCUAUGCGGCCUUCUUCAAAUCGUAGCAAAGACAAACGAAUAUCGAAUCUAUAUAUUAUAUAUUAUAUUCAUACAAUAUACAGCGCAAAAACUGGCAAACUAAAAAGAAAAAAUGAAUGAACGUAAUAAUAAAAUAAAACUACAACAUUGUUAAUCUGCCUGAAA